Molecule: messenger RNA, 1437 nt
Organism: Diaporthe citri
Lineage: Eukaryota; Fungi; Ascomycota; Sordariomycetes; Diaporthales; Diaporthaceae
Exons: 1
Coding region: 1-1437 (478 amino acids)
Source: RefSeq, a predicted model, not a curated record
AUGGCGGAAGGAGAUAAGAGCAGAAAGCUGUCCGAAAACGAACUCAAACGGCGCAAAUUCAAAGCAAAGCGCCGAGCCGCGGAUCUUUUUCAAAAUCCGGAGCCCUGGAUCAAAAACAUUGACGACAUCACGCGCUGGGACGACCAAGUCGGCUCGACGACUACCGCGAGAGACUUGCACACUACACUACAAACGAUUCUUGAUUCCGACAGGGUCAAAAUCGACGAACUCGACAGGGCUACGGAUCUCCUUACCCUCAUCCACUUGAUGCGAGAGUGGGAACACGACAGAAAGCUCCCGCGAUCCGUCAAAAGGCACAAGAAGAAGGAAUACGAGUGGUGGACAUACAUUUGCGACGAACUGCAGGACAUUGCUGACGGAAAAUUCGGUCGAUAUCUUUUCUACGCAAACGCAAAGACGAACCAACCAACCAAAAAAGCCCCAACUCUGCCACAUCCUUUGCGACACUUGUUCGACACAGCGGAUUACGACACUUCUUCUUCUCAGGCCGAAUCCCAAUCCGAAUCCGAAGGAUCCUCAGGCGAAAGCGAUUCCGACGAAAACGCCAGAGCCGCUGAAUCCGUGCGCGACGAAAUCGAAGAAAACCUGCUCGAAAAACCACCUCCCCCUGGUGAUUGCUCCUCCGACAGCGAUUCCGACGUCUUUGUCAUGUCGUCCCGAACCGGAGAAUACAGUCCGUUGAAGAAAACCAAUCGAAAAAAAUCCGACACAACGCCUACGGCGAGUCCGCAACGCAACCCGAAGAAGACGAAGUUUGACAUGUCCCUGCAACCCACCAUGUCUCCCACCGACGACGCGACGACCCGUCAGUCCGUGCUACCUUCCUUGCCCGCGACGGAACACGCCGAUACCCGUUCGUGUUCCCCAUCGACAGCGCCCCCGCCUUUGACAAAACAGCAAAAGUACGAGCGAUACAAGACGGAAAACGCCAAGUUCGCCGCCAAAGUCAACGAACAGCGAGCCCAAAUCGCAAAAUUACAGUCGGAAAACACCAAAUUGGACACCCAGCGGAACUCACUCCAGACGCGACUUAACCUCAGCACCGCAUACGUCACCAGCUUGAAAGACCAGUUGACUGAGAAGGACAAACAGAUCGACACCCUGGAAGGCAGCCACCACACCCUGUUCACCAAAACGAUUGCGGACGGAUCCGACGCCUUCCUCGCCGUCCGAGAUGUCAUGGAUGUCAUCAUCAAAUCACUCAACAACGGAUGCACUCUCGAGUUGGAACUUUUCACGGACGACUCCGGAUCAGGUGGAGAUGCGAAAGCAGCCAACUACAAGGAACACGACGGAUCACGGGACGAACCCCGAAAUGACCCCGACGCUCCGGAGGACGGAAACGGAGACUGUGAGGAAGACGGAGAUAGUCCAGGCCCAAUACUUUGCCCGGAAGACGGAACACAGGAUGACUGA